AUGGCGGGAGAUGAGCCCCUUCUGGCCCCGCGCCUUUCCUCCGACCACUCCUCGGUCAGAAAUGCCGAAGAGGAAGAUGCACUCUUGACCGGCGAGCGGACGGGUCGCCGUCACGAACUCCCACGACGGGGUUGGGGCUUUUGGGGACAGGUCGGGACGUUUGUUUGGGCAGUCAUCGCAACCAUCUUGGUGAUCGUCCUCGCGGUGGUCUACCAGCAUGAGACAGCGAAGAGUCACCGUACCACCAAGGACGCCUGGGGCCCUGAUGGCAGACCGUCCGGCAAGCGCAACCUGAUCUUCAUGGUCUCUGAUGGCAUGGGGCCUACCAGUCUGUCGAUGACCAGGAGUUUCCGACAAUUGACAGAGGGCCUGCCCAUCGAUGAUACUUUGGUAUUGGACAGGCACCACAUCGGCCAGUCCCGGACGCGAUCUAGUAACAGCCUGGUGACGGACUCGGCGGCCGGUGCGACGGCAUUCUCUUGUGCGCACAAGAGCUACAAUGGAGCCAUCUCCGUGCUCCCAGACCACUCCCCGUGUGGCACUGUGCUCGAGGCCGCUAAGCUGGCGGGCUAUCAUACCGGGCUGGUUGUCACGACCCGCAUCACAGACGCAACUCCGGCAUGCUUUGCUUCACAUGCCAAUCUGCGUCAGUACGAGGACAGCAUCGCGGAGCAGGAGGCUGGUGAGCACCCGCUGGGCCGGGUUGUUGACCUGAUUCUGGGCGGUGGGCGGUGCCAUUUCCUACCAAACUCCACGGAUGGCAGCUGCCGCGGCGAUGACCGCGAUAUCGUCGACCUUGCUUCGAAGAAUGGGUUCACCUACUUGCAGGACCGAGUUGCUUUUGAUGCCCUAAAUGGCGGCACUGAAGCCAAGCUGCCUUUGAUGGGCCUCUUCGCGCAGACGGACAUUCCUUAUGAGAUCGACCGCCGCUCACAGAACGACGUUUAUCCUUCCCUGGAGGAGAUGGCUCGCACGGCUUUGACGACUUUGAGCGAGGCGACUCGGGAUAGCGAACAGGGCUUCUUUCUGAUGAUCGAGGGGUCUCGCAUAGAUCACGCCGGUCACGGAAACGACCCCGCUGCGCAGGUCCACGAAGUCAUUGCCUACGACAAGGCUUUCGCUGCUGUCCUUGAAUUCCUGGAGAAGGAUGAGACACCCGGUGUGCUUGUUAGCACCUCCGAUCACGAGACCGGUGGUUUGGCCGCCGCUCGACAGCUUCACAAGAGCUACCCCCAGUAUCUCUGGCUGCCCCGUAUUCUGGCCAAUGCCGAACACUCCAGCGAGUACGUUGCCGCCAAGCUGAGCAAGCAUCUCUCCGAGGCCGGCAAGAACGACGAUGACUCGAAGAAGAAGGCCUAUAUCCGCCAGACGCUGCUGGAGAAGGACCUUGGUAUCAGCGAUGCCACCGAUGAGGAGGUUAAUGCCCUGCUCAACCCUGAACCCGAGGUGUCUCCCCAGUAUGUCUUUGCAGACAUGGUCAGCCGCCGCGCGCAGAUCGGCUGGUCUACUCAUGGACACUCCGGUAAGAUUGACCCCCCGCCCCCCGGGUGGCACACCUCAGUACACAUCCCUGCUAAUACUAUUUACGCAGCUGCUGACGUCAACAUCUAUGCAUCCUCCUCCAAGGAUGCCUGGCCCUUGGUCGGUAACAACGAGAACACUGAUGUGGGCGCCUUCCUUGCCGAUUACCUGGACCUCGACGUCGAAGCCGUCACCAAGCGCCUCCAGUCUGCCGCCUACUGGACUAUGUCUGGCGAGGAGUCUACCACCCAAGAAAAGUACAACUGGAUGGGGGAUCCCCACGGCUCAUCCGUGCGGACCGAGGGCCUGGAUACGUACCACGGGGACUUCAAGAAGCGAUCGCUUGACGACUGCGGAUGUGGCGGAGUCCACUAG
Molecule: messenger RNA, 1896 nt
Organism: Penicillium canariense
Lineage: Eukaryota; Fungi; Ascomycota; Eurotiomycetes; Eurotiales; Aspergillaceae
Product: alkaline phosphatase
Exons: 1
Coding region: 1-1896 (631 amino acids)
Biological process (GO): dephosphorylation
Cellular component (GO): fungal-type vacuole membrane
Molecular function (GO): alkaline phosphatase activity
Source: RefSeq, a predicted model, not a curated record